Molecule: messenger RNA, 672 nt
Organism: Synchytrium microbalum
Lineage: Eukaryota; Fungi; Chytridiomycota; Chytridiomycetes; Synchytriales; Synchytriaceae
Exons: 6
Coding region: 1-672 (223 amino acids)
Molecular function (GO): protein binding
Source: RefSeq, a predicted model, not a curated record
AUGCAUUCUACAAGACAUGAAGAAUCUGGCUUAGAUCCACUAUCUCCAAGCGCUCGAUUCGGCCGAAAAAGCCAAUGUCCCUCCGCACUCAAAGGAGUGCUUGGGAAUCGUGGUCGUUACGAGGCUGCUGCAAAGACAGUCAGUGACGCUUGGCGUGGCUAUCUAGCUGGUGGUCAUUAUAUUGAAGCUGUCGGUGCUGCUCAUCGUACUGGAAGAGCAUUUAAAGCUGCUGGAGACUUGACUGACGCUGAAGCCGCUUACGCUUGGAGUGUAGAGGCAUGUCUGCGUCUCGUAGAAUCGCACCCUGAAGAUGAUGCCACAUCCCAAUCUGAACGUACCAAUAUCUCAACCAAUCACAAAUCUCCUUUCAAACCUCAAUUGGCUGACUGGGUAACUUCUACUGACUUGUCGACAUCCCUCGAUUUAUUGGCCAACUUAUACGCUGCCACUUCUCGCCCGCAACUCGCUAUAGCACUCUAUACUCGGAUAAUGACUAUUAUAGAUACCUCUGAAAAGUGCAAAAGAGCAGUCUUGCAAAACAAUCUUGCUGAAUCCUAUGUUGCUAUUGGUCGAAUUGAUGAUGCAGUGAGGUUUGCAGAGAAUGCCAUCAAGGACGCCUCAAAUGCUGGUAAAGAAUGUGUAGAAUGCUUGGCUGUAGCUACUUUCAAGUAA